UCUUUUUGUCGAGGAGAGCGCGCAUUCGAGCACUUUGUUUAUUAUCGGCGACGCCACGGCGGGGAGCUAUGAUUAGAAUUAGCACAUCCGGGGAACCGAUCCAGAAACGCUUCUAUAGUUUGACUUGAUGAUUGACACAGCGUCGUCUACGGCGCAUACCUUCAUACCUUCGCCCUGACAGGUAGUCGACUGUGCUGUGACAAUGUCGGAGGUCUGACGAGACAAGAAGACAACUUUUUCCCAGCGUGCCUCAUGGAACGAUACCAGGAAGACUUAGCUGGUCUGGACCCUGUCUUUCUAGAGGAGGAGGAAUGGGAUCUGUACAACUCCCUCUCGGCUCUGUCCCUGCCCAGUCCCCAACCCCGCUCCCCUCUCUGGUCCCAGGGCGGAGGCAAUGAGAGCUCCGAUGACCCUACCACCCAGGGGGUGGGUGGAGGGGUCCCCAGCCCAAAUUCCUACCUGAGACCCAGGACGCAGGAGACAGAGGUCCUCCUGAGAGGAGCAGCCCUCCUGCCUCCUCCAGUACCCCCUCGGAGGAGAACCUCCAGUGCUGCUCUGCUGACUAAUGCUCAGAAGAGGUUCUCCUGUGAUCUGACUGUACCCGCUAUCAGACUGAACCGCUUUAAUACAGCCACAUAUAGUCAUCUGGAUACCUGGAGCAUCAAACUGAUAGACACUCCACAAGGAAGCACCAAACAACUGGCUUCUCUCUGCAUGUUGACGUCCAAACUGUUGUCUAGGUACCCCCACACUGACCAGGUGUCUAACUCAGGGGUGGUGUGGGGGCGUGUGUCACCUAUCCACCCUUCCUUACUGCAGGAGGCUGAGAUCACCGUCAAUGUGUCAACUCCCUGGGUCCUUCACCAAUUACCCAUUCCCACCAUGUUGAACAAAACAGUCCAGACCCUGAUAGAUGAGAUCUUGCUGCUUCUGGAACAGACUAACCCAAGAGACAGUGGAUACUAUGGAUACUACCUCCUGAAGUUGUGUGAUUCUGAAGAGUACCUCAGGAAUGAGGAGAUGCUGGGUAUGCACGGGAGCAUCCAGGACUAUCAUAAGUGUUCCCUGGAGGUCCCUCUCAGAUUACUACAGGUUAACACACUACAGAAUCUGUUGGCAAGGGACGUUGAGGACGACAGAGCUCAGUGUCACCUGUACCAACUCCUUGGCUCUGCUUGUGUCUUCAACACAUCAAGGUUGAGCCUCCAAGAGAAGCUGAGUUGCUAUAACAAGGAGGUUAACAAACUGAUGAGGAGCAAGUGUGGCAGUAAUCUUAACCUGCUAUUGGAUGAGGUCCGUACCAUCAUCAACCUGCUGUGUGGGAUCUCUACUAGAGAGCUGGAGGAGGCUAUCGGCAAGCUACGGAGGAUUAAACCUGUAGCACUGGACCAUUUGGAAAUGUACGAGUGUGAGACCUCGAUGAUGAUGCUCCACCAGGCCCUGGGCAAACUGCUGCACGUUUUCUUUGACAACUUCAGCUCAGACUUCAGGGGCCAGGACGUGUACCACAGCCCUCCUGUCUGUGACGUAGACCACAGCUCUGACAUCCUCCAGCUCAACGUCGCAGCGCUCUACAGGCUACAACCCAACUGGUUAAACAGUUUUAAUUACUUCUCCAUUUCCUGUUCGCUGACGUAUGGAGGGAAAGAUAUCUGCGAGACGGGCGUCUCUGAGAACAUCAGCACAGCCUUGUCGCUUGGCAACAAGAUUCAGUGUCAUCGCAUGAUGGUGUUCCCGAAACAGAUCAAACAGCUACCUUAUGAGUCCAUGUUGACGAUACGUCUCCAGGGGACGAAACAGGGCAAGUCUCCUGAACUGUUACGCUGGGCCGUCCUGCCUCUAUACAGUAACAGGACCCUGGUGAGUGGUACUGUCCUGCUCAGCAUGUCUAUGCUGGUGGAGCUGUCUGAGCCUCCCUCGCCUGCCCUGUCAGACAGCCACAGACAGGCUACUGGCGUCAUCCUGCAGUUGGAGUUCCCGGAGACAGCUGAGUGGAGGUAUGAAAGGCCUGUCUCCCUUCCAGGGUCUGUCUUGUUCAGUCCUCCGUGUGAUGAGCUGCACAAGAAGAUAUCAGAGGUUUCCCAGAAACACUGCCUCUGCUUUUUGUCAGAAAAUGAGAGGGCAUUACUGUGGAGUAAGAGAUACUGCUGUGAUGGGAGUACCACCUUCCUGCACCUGCUGCUGGGUGGCGCCCCCCAGUGGGCUCCAGAGAACCUGACUGAGAUCUACACCAUACUGGAACACUGGACAAUACUCCACCCUGAGGAAGCACUGUUUCUACUCUCUAACAAUUUCCAUGACCAGACAGUGCGUCGAAGAGCUGUGCAGCACUUUGAGCAGACUUCUGAUAGAGAACUAGAGGAAUAUCUACCUCAACUGGUACAGGCUCUGAAGAGUGAGUGGGAGUUGAAUGGACCUCUGGUGAUGCUGCUGUUGGACAGGUCACUGAAGAGUGUUAGGAUAGCCCAGCAGCUCUACUGGCUGUUGGUAGAUGCCCAGGAUGACCCCCAUUACCAGAGCUGGUUCAGUAAGGUGCAGGCUGCCCUGAGACACUGCUGUGGUAAAGCACUGAGGCAGGAGCUGGAACACGAAACCCGCCUGGUAACCCUGCUCACGCAGGUGGCUGAGAGGGUCCGUAGAGCUGACAAAAACCGCAGGAAGGAUGUGUUGAAGAAAGACAAGUGGAAGAUUGACAACUUCUUCAAGAACGGGAUCAGCUGUCGUCUACCGUUGGACCCUGCUGUCCUCGUGAAGGGAGUUCAUUUGGAGGCCUGUAAAUUCUAUAAGUCCCACACUGCUCCUCUGGGAAUCUCCUUCAUCAACACAGAUCCUCUGGGCAGGAAAAUCUCUGUCAUCUGCAAGACAGGGGGUAACCUGCGGCAGGACAUGCUGGUGCUGCAGAUCGUGCGUGUGAUGGACAAGGUUUGGCUGCAGGAGGGACUGGACAUGAGGAUGGUUACCUAUAGGUGUAUCUCUACUGGGCGAGACCAGGGUCUGGUGGAGGUGGUGCCAGAGGCAGUGACCCUGGGUAAGAUCCAGCAGGAGUGGGGUCUGGGUGGGGCGCUGAGAGAGGACACCCUGGAGAAGUGGUUUCACAUGUGGAACAAGACUGAGGAGGAUUAUGAGGAGGCUGUGAUGAAUUUCCUCCACUCCUGUGCUGGCUGGUGUGUAGCGACCUUCAUCCUGGGCAUCUGUGACCGCCACAACGACAACAUCAUGUUGAAACACAGCGGUCAUAUGUUCCACAUCGACUUCGGCAAGAUUAUGGGCAAUGCACAGAAGUUCGCCAGCAUCAAAAGGGACCGGACGCCAUUCAUCUUCACCUCAGAGAUGCAACACUUCAUCACCGGCGGGGGUCAGAAACCCCAGAGGUUUCAUCGUUUCGUAGAGCUCUGCUGUGAAGCCUACAACAGCAUCCGACGACGCACCGCCCUGGUGCUCAGCCUACUGCAGCUGAUGCUGGGUGCAGGUAUGCCGGAGCUGAAUGACAUCCAGGACCUGCAGUAUGUUCAGAACAACCUGAAACCUCAGAACUCUAAGAUGGAGGCCACGUCCUACUUCACCAAGAAGAUCAAGGAGAGCAUGGGCAGUUUCCCAGUCAAGCUCAACUUCCUGAUCCACACCAUGGUCCAGUCCUCUGGGAAGAAGCUGGCGCCACCCAGCCCUUCUCAGAACACCUCCCCCAACACCAACAUCCAGGAAGCUGUCAUACAGAAGUACACUGUGAAGGGCAAGGAUGUGACGUACGAGUUGAGGGUGACCAUUGAAGACGGCUAUCUGAUCAGCGAGAAGACAUUCGGUCAGUUUGAGCUGAUCCACAAAGAGCUGAAGAAACACUUCAUGGAGUCUACUCUCCCACAAUUCCCCAAAUGGUUCCAGAUGUCGUUCACUCCAGGCAGAAAAAUGUCCCUGCUGAAUAAAUAUCUGAAGGAACUGUUCGAAGGACCAUGUAAAGGCAAUGAGUUUGUGUGCUGUUUGUUUCUGGAUGGACCCAAGACCAGGACUCCCAACUGUGUGAAAUCAGACAGAGACGGUGGACCCCAGAUUCAACUCUACAUUUCCUACAACGACCACAAGCUCUCUGUCCUGGUCAAACACCUCAAGAACAUUAAGUUGGCCAAUGGUUCGUGUCCAGAUGCCUAUGUGGUCACCAGGCUGAAGCCAGACCCCCUCAAAAGAUCCAAAAGGAAGACCAAGGUGGUCCGUAACAACCACAACCCUACCUUCAAUGAACUGAUAGAGUACCGUGACAUGUCGUCUGUGCAAGACCGCGAGUUAGAGGUGACAGUGAAGAGCAGGAAGGUCUUUGUGGCCUCAGCCAACGUCAGACUGGAACAGAACAACAUGGACACAGAGGAGUGGUUCCUACUGGACAAUCGGGUGCCUAGUGCCUUUUUAUUAAGGCGCAUCGCAGCAUAACCUUUUACAACGUCGCACAGUGGUUGCCUACUGGGAAAUCUGAUGCCUAGUGCGGAAACCCGAAGAUGAGCGUUUCUUAUUGGACAAAGUCCAAGUAGCACUGUCUCUCCCUGUUUCCCUCAGUUUGAAAAACGUUUGGAGAAAAAAAAGAAAGAAAAAAAGAAGCGUCUUUCAUUGGGCAAGAACAGGUAGCACCUCAUUCCGUUUCAAAAUGUUUUCUCCCUACUGAACACCAUUCUGGAGAGGUGAUGUGAUGCCAGCCUACCACCAAUAGAUGGCAGUGUUGUACAGGAACCUACAUGGAGCGUGGAAGGAUUUCUUAUCCUUAGAACUUGUCUGUUCUAUUGGCACUGAUCUGGGAUCUUUUUAACAAUCCUCAUCUAAUCCAGAACUCUACCACGAGGGAAGGGAAGUAAAAACUCAACCCUAGAUCAGCAUCUAAGGAGAUUUCUAAAACGGGUUGGUCAAAACAAGCAUUGUGAUUGGUUGAGAAGUGUUCUAAGCCAUACUAAGAAACCUGUUUAGCACAGGCACAUCUACGAUGCAAAAAAUGGGCAUCUUGGUUUUCUGUUUAAUCUGAGAAACCUUUCAGCAUCCAUUUCCGUUGAGGGAUGAAAUAGUAGCCUACGAAUACAGUUGUCAAAAAUUAUGUUUUUUAUUGAAUUGGAAACCCGUUGUAGAAAAGCAAUUGCACACUCGAGGUUGUGCAAAACAACUUGUUUUAGCAUGCCUUCUCAUGUGCAACUACUUUACUGCAUCCUGCUCCUUCAUAUAGACGAGUCAACAUCCUGCUCCUUCAUAUAGACGAGUCAACAUCCUGCUCCUUCAUAUAGACGAGUCAACAUCCUGCUCCUUUAUAUAGACGAGUCAACAUCCUGUUCCUUCCUAUAGACGAGUCAACAUCCUGCUCCUUCCUAUAGACGAGUCAACAUCCUGCUCCUUCAUAUAGACGAGUCAACAUCCUGCUCCUUCAUAUAGACGAGUCAACAUCCUGUUCCUUUAUAUAGACGAGUCAACAUCCUGCUCCUUCAUAUAGACGAGUCAACAUCCUGCUCCUUCCUAUAGACGAGUCAACAUCCUGCUCCUUCCUAUAGACGAGUCAACAUCCUUCUUCCUAUAGACGAGUCAACAUCCUGCUCCUUUAUAUAGACGAGUCAACAUCCUGCUCCUUCAUAUAGACGAGUCAACAUCCUGCUCCUUCCUAUAGACGAGUCAACAUCCUGCUCCUUCCUAUAGACGAGUCAACAUCCUGCUCCUUCCUAUAGACGA
This is a messenger RNA of Oncorhynchus nerka (sockeye salmon), 5688 nucleotides long. It is a transcript of the gene pik3c2g, whose product is annotated as phosphatidylinositol-4-phosphate 3-kinase catalytic subunit type 2 gamma. The coding region runs from base 253 to 4419 and encodes 1388 amino acids. The transcript is spliced from 34 exons. The record is from RefSeq and is a predicted model, not a curated record. Gene Ontology annotation, biological process: phosphatidylinositol-mediated signaling; phosphatidylinositol-3-phosphate biosynthetic process; phosphatidylinositol 3-kinase/protein kinase B signal transduction. Gene Ontology annotation, molecular function: phosphatidylinositol binding; 1-phosphatidylinositol-4-phosphate 3-kinase activity; 1-phosphatidylinositol-3-kinase activity. Lineage: Eukaryota; Metazoa; Chordata; Actinopteri; Salmoniformes; Salmonidae. Gene Ontology annotation, cellular component: plasma membrane; phosphatidylinositol 3-kinase complex; cytoplasm.